AUGUUAACUAUGUUAACUAAUAAAUGGAGAGUGGAUUUUACUAAUCUUUCAGAACAAGCUCGACGACACGAAGUUCGUGGUCAGAUACAAAUUUCUGAUCCACCGAUAUCCCCACCCGGCUUCGCAUCUGCUACCCAGAACGUUACAAAAGGCAAUUUGAAAAAUAAAAAGGACGCGCAACAAAAUAGUACAGUGGAACAAACAGAUCAAGAAAAACUAAAAAUUAAAAAAGCAUGGGAUGCGGCACUUUCACCAGGAAAGAAUAUACCUAUGAAUGCUUUUAUGUUAUGGAUGAGUGGAAAUGGAGUGCAAAUAUUUAGUGUAAUGAUUACAGGGAUGUUAUUUUUUCAACCAAUUAAAGCUUUGAUGAGUAUAGACAGUGUAUUUGAGCGAUACGAAUCGCCAAAGACAAAACCACUUUUAAUUUGGCCAAAAAUUGUUUAUGUGGCAUUACAACUACUUACAAUGGCACUUGGAUUAUACAAAUGUUCUUCGAUGGGAUUAUUACCUACAGCAGCUUCAGAUUGGUUAGCAUUUAUGGAACCCAAACAGGCAAAAUUAUUUUUCUUGUUCCAACUUUUAUGA
Molecule: messenger RNA, 585 nt
Organism: Diversispora eburnea
Lineage: Eukaryota; Fungi; Glomeromycota; Glomeromycetes; Diversisporales; Diversisporaceae
Source: the annotation of a GenBank genome assembly